Messenger RNA from Lentinula edodes (shiitake mushroom), 3009 nucleotides. RefSeq lists its product as uncharacterized. Lineage: Eukaryota; Fungi; Basidiomycota; Agaricomycetes; Agaricales; Omphalotaceae. The record is from RefSeq and is a predicted model, not a curated record. The transcript is spliced from 7 exons. The coding region runs from base 1 to 3009 and encodes 1002 amino acids.
AUGCUCAGUAUUGCACACGAGUGUGAAGCGAAUGAUACAAUCAUAGCUGAUAGACAUUUUGCUGGGAUCAUUGAUUUUUCGCAAGCUGAACGACAUGGGUUUAUUCAAGCUUUUGUUGCUUUCUGGAUGCAGCGACAUGAAAACACUCGCUCCGAGGACACACUCUAUAGUGCUGCUGAGGUAUUGCUCCGGGGGUGUGAAGAGCAUUUCCGUGCAUCUGUUACGAGAAUCAAAAAGAUUCAUGGCGUUGUUCCUGUUCAUUCAGAAAAACACUUUGAGGAACUAGUGUUGGGCCUCAUUUCUGCGAAAGAUCUUGAUGACUUCCAUGCACGAGUUGAAGUAAUUCAACGUGACUUUCCUCUCACUAAUUCAUGGCUUGGAUGGUGGCUUCGCGAGAGUAAUGCAAGAAUGCUUUUUGAAACUCAUACCCGGAUGGAGCCGGAUAUCUGGACUUCAAUACCGAAUACGACAAAUGCACAAGAAGCUCAACAUUGGAAGCUUUAUAGUGCGGUUGGACGGGACCAUGGUCUCCUUGAAGGUCUUGAAGCAUUACAUGCUGUUGCCGAGACAACUGUCAAGCUAUUCACUGCAAAUCUUGAAGGGGGCCUUAUCCGCUAUGGGAAGGCAGAGCCUUGGAAGGCAAUGAUCAAUCUGAUUGGCCGUAGCAAACCAAGUCGAGCGCCUAGUGGGCGAAGUACAAAACAGAAAUCCGAUGGACGACCUCCAGACACCAAGAAGGAUCUUCUUUCGAGGACACCUAAAAAGUCAAAAGAGUUGCCGUCCACACAUCACACAAAUUCAGCAAUAGUAGGGCCAGCAAGUUACCGGUGGGACAACAUGUCCUGUUGGGCUGACUCAGCUUGGGAUCUUCUGUAUCGCAGUAUAGUCAAGGAUUGGGCAAGUUUCUCAAGCCGUUUUAGCUCUGACUCACAAACUGAACAUCCUAUCCGCGAUUUUUACAACCUGAUGCUCCUCCGGCGAAAUGCUGAGCAUGAUUCAUUCAUUCUGAAGGUCCCUGACUAUGAUCUCUCUACAGCUCUGAGUAGUCAGCGUGACCAAUUCAGACGUCGCCUUGUAGAGUGGAGGAUAAUUAAGUCAGAUAAUGCAGUAGGAAAUGCCUUUGAUUGGUUUCCACAAGUACUGAAGGAUAAGCUCAAUGACGAUCUUGAUGAUGACAAUUGGACACAGUCCUACUUCCAAACCAUGUUUGUCACUAUCAAGCACUGCUCAGGUGAUGGCAACGGUCACCACUACCAGGUGUGCCAGAAACCAGAGAUACGUUACCUUAUUGUUCUCCGACAAGCUGCAUGCCAAGAGUUCAAGGGUGAUCUUCUGUCAUGGCUCCAAACCUUUGCUAAUGUGAACCAUUCUCCCCAAGCUCUUCCUACAUGCUGGCGUGCAAGGGAUGGAGAAUCCUGGUGCAAAGGCAGUCAGACAGAUGUAAAGUUUAUCUUAUCCCUGCCUGUUGUAUUGAUUUUGGAGGAGGAAGAAUGUACAACAUCGACAGAGUUUUGGAAUUUUCCAGCGCUACUGCAACCAUACAAAUCUGGGGAGCUGGCAACAGUGACUUAUGAUAUUGUUGGUCGAAUCUUCUACAGCCGCAGUAAAAAUCAUUAUAUCAGCCGAUUUUUAGACGAAGAUGGGAAAACAGUCUGGACUUACGAUGAUAUGGCACAUGGCGGUUGUCCAUAUGUUGAGCCUGGCGCAACUGCUGGCACCCACCUGACAGGCAGCAGCUCUACUCUCAAGUUACCAUCUGAUUUCAUUGGGGCCUUUGCUAUAUAUCACCUGCGAAAUGGAACAAGCACGCAAGAGGCCAUAUACACCUCACAACUUGCAGUGGCUCGAAGAGUUCACCAUAUGAUGGUGGAACCUGACAGCCUUCGACAUCACGUCCCAAAAAUAUGGCUAUCUCGAGUGAAGUUUGCACAACUUACCCCACAUGACCUAACAUGGCUGAAAAACCCAUUCCGUUUGGAUACUCUUGACUAUCAGGAAACCACUGAGUCUAGUGUCUCUCCACAGGAACAGGAUCAGAUGCACUCUGUAGAGACUCUCGACCAUGGUCUCAAUCAUUGCUCAAGACCAGGUAAAGGAGCAUUAGUCCAACAUGGAAAGUUCUAUUAUCCAGUGCGCAUAAUCCAUACAUCAGGCGCAAAAGGUAAGAGCAGAAAUGAAUUCGAGUGUGUUGUCAAAUUCUGGAGAGGGUGCCACUUUCCAAAAGAUAGUACACAUCCACUCGCAAUAGUCAGUGUCGAUCAGAGCUCAAUUAUUGACGAGCUUUGGGGAAACCAACACCAACGCAGACAGACAAGGCUUGGACGAUGGGAUCAUCCACCAUUGCGUCUCAGUGAAGAAGAUAUCCUCAUGCAAUUUGAGGAUUAUCCGUACACAGAGGAGGUCAAUGAUGCCCUGAAACCGCAUCUUGAAUUUUUGAAGACGUUGCACUGCUCUCCACAAGAUUGUUCUGUUGAAGAAGUUCCGGCCAAGGUAUAUGUUGAAAAGUCAAAGAAGCCGAUACAUCAAUGCACUAUACCUUUCACUGGCGGCUUGACUAUCGAAGACCAAGCCCGAGUUGCGAAUUGGUUCGAAAAAUUUGUCAGUCAAACGCCAUCUAUCUCCCGCUCCAAGUGGCACUCUCUUCUUGCACAUGCACAUGCCAUAACCUUGUUCCUUGACCAUCGACUUCAUCGCACUGCCACAGGAAUGUCCGAGUCUGAACGCCUUCACAAUGCUUGGAACCACCAGACAACAACAAGACAGAUUUCUUCAAAUAGCUCAAAUACCAUAGAUGUUGACCUCGAAUGUCUCGAAUAUCUGGAAACUCGCAUGUUUGAACGAUCAAGAGAGGCAGGUGUGGCAGGCUGGUACCAAUGGGGACUUGACGUUGGUUAUCACCAGGACAAUUGGGAUCCGUAUAUAGGACUUCGAGAGGGAUUGAAUCACUUCAAUUUUCAGGAUGAGAAGGGUGACAGCCUUGAGGUGAGUAUUAGUUCUCGAGAUCAUUAA